AUGGCAACCCAAGUAAUAACGGAAAACACCUACCUGGCGGGAGCCCGCAACAGUCUCAAGAAGGAAGACUGCAUGGAGCUCUAUGAGAAAUGGGCCGCCUCCUACAACGAUGACCUUGCCGACGCAUCCCAGAACUAUAUCGCUCCGCUCCUUGUCGCCCAAGCCGCCCUUGCAUCAAGCAAAGACCCCGAGGCUACCGUAUUGGACGCUGGCUGUGGAACGGGGCUUGUGGCUGAAGCCCUUGCCAAAGGCAGCCCAUGGACCAUCGAUGGCAUGGAUCUGUCUCCUGCUAUGCUCAAGGUAGCAGAACAGACUGGCGUGUAUCGCAGCCUAUUCAAAGUCGACUUGACCCAGCCGAUCGACCAACCAGACCAGAAGUACGACAUCGUGACAUGCUGCGGCACCUUCACACGCGGCCACGUCGGGCCCGACCCUGCCUUGAGAGAAUUCAUCCGUCUUCUUAAGCCGAACGGUACCAUCGUCGCCACAGUCCUCGAAGAAAUCUGGGUAUCCGGAGGCUACAAAGCCGAAGCCGACAAGCUCGAGGCCGAAGGGCUGGCAAAGGUAGUCAGUCGGGACCUCAUAGACUAUCGCAAGGGAGCGGGUGACAAAGCCACAUUGCUCCUGAUGAAAAAGACAGGAUCCGCUUGA
Messenger RNA from Aspergillus bombycis, 651 nucleotides. RefSeq names its product class I SAM-dependent DNA methyltransferase. Lineage: Eukaryota; Fungi; Ascomycota; Eurotiomycetes; Eurotiales; Aspergillaceae. Bases 1 to 651 code for a protein of 216 amino acids. The transcript has a single exon. The record is from RefSeq and is a predicted model, not a curated record.